Messenger RNA from Fulmarus glacialis (Northern fulmar), 1081 nucleotides. It is a transcript of the gene SNX18, whose product is annotated as sorting nexin 18. Gene Ontology annotation, cellular component: cytoplasmic vesicle; plasma membrane. Gene Ontology annotation, molecular function: phosphatidylinositol binding. The record is from RefSeq and is a predicted model, not a curated record. NCBI's taxonomy places the organism in Eukaryota, Metazoa, Chordata, Aves, Procellariiformes, Procellariidae. Gene Ontology annotation, biological process: plasma membrane tubulation; cleavage furrow formation; endosomal transport. The annotation marks the transcript as partial. The transcript has 3 exons.
UUCCAGUGCUCCAUCGAGGACCCCACCAAGCAGACCAAGUUCAAAGGCAUGAAGAGCUACAUCGCCUACAAGCUGGUGCCCAGCCACACCGGGCAGCAGGUUCACCGCCGCUACAAGCACUUUGACUGGCUCUAUGGGCGCCUGGCUGAGAAGUUCCCCGUCAUCUCCGUGCCCCACUUGCCAGAGAAGCAGGCCACCGGCCGCUUCGAGGAGGACUUCAUCUCCAAACGUCGCAAAGGCCUGGCCUGGUGGAUGGACCACAUGUGCAGCCACCCCGUGCUGGCUCAGUGCGAUGCCUUCCAGCACUUCCUCACCUGUCCCAGCACGGAUGAGAAGGCCUGGAAACAAGGCAAGCGCAAGGCUGAGAAGGAUGAGAUGGUGGGUGCCAACUUCUUCCUGACCAUCAGUGUCCCCACGGGCCCCGGGGCCGGCCUGGACUUGCAGGAGGUGGAGAGCCAGGUGGAUGGCUUCAAAGCCUUCACAAAGAAGAUGGACGAAAGCGCCCUGCAGCUUAAUCACACGGCCAACGAGUUUGCCCGCAAACAAGUCACUGGUUUCAAGAAGGAAUACCAGAAGGUGGGGCACUCCUUUAAGUGCCUCAGUCAAGCGUUUGAGCUGGACCAGCAGGCCUUUUCGGCUGGCCUCAACCAAGCCAUAGCCUUCACUGCAGAAGCCUACGACGCCAUCGGGGACCUCUUUGCAGAUCAGCCCCGGCAGGACCUAGAUCCUGUGAUGGAUUUGUUAGCGCUGUAUCAGGGGCAUUUGGCCAACUUUCCAGACAUCAUCCAUGUCCAGAAAGGUAACACCCUUUCGUGUUUUCUGAAACGAUGGUUUUAUGUAUCAGUGCUGAAACAUGCUUCUGAGGUUCAGGUUGCUGUUUGUAUGGCGCUUUGUGAUCCGUCAGAAAGAAACUCCAGAAAUGAAAGAAUCAUCUGGUAUACAACUAGUGACGCUUGUUCAGAUAAACAGAAGUUUGUAGCACUGUCUAAGUGGUUUUUGCGUCUGGAACAGUACCUUGAGUUUGACGAUAAAAGAGUUGGAAGAGUUUUUUCAACAGAUCAAAAAGGCAGGCUUCUGGGAG